UUUGUGGGUGUUGAGCCUUGGCAAAUAUUUAAUAAUAAAAAAACCUAAAGCCUCUGUAAAAAUUAUAGAUUUGGAAAAGUACGGUUCAAUACCAAAAGAGCUCGUAGUUGUCGCGCUGCCCUUGGGGCGAAUUGUCAUGCGCACUAGUGACAACAAGCAGAAAAUCGUCGUUCGGAGCAAAUUCGUGGUGGUGUCUCUAAUGUUCUAAAUAAAUCGUGCAAUUGGCGUUAUCUGAUAAAAAGCCGCGUCGCGCCAACUUACCCCCAAGCCAGUGUUCGUGACUAUGCUGCACCGGCAGCCCCCGAGCCCCAGCUAGCAUCGUACGAAGGCAAACAAUACGGUAGGUGGCCGCCACAACGCGGGGUUUCUCUGGCACGUGUAGCUGUCACAGGGAUGCCGGCGUCUACCCUGGAGCCCGUAAACGCGGCCUUGCGCUCCGCCCUCACCAAGAGCGACGACAGCCCCUUGGACACGCAAUUGGCGGGCUCCACCAAGAAGGCCCUUCUGUCCAACAUAGACUUCGAGCCGGCUGGGAGCUACCAAAGCACCGUUUUGGACAAACUCAAGUCGAAAUAUAUCGUUUUGAAAAGCUCGGAGACUCCGCAGCCCAGUAAGCCUGAAGGAGAUAUGGGCGCGGAUGAAACGCUCAAGUUGGCUAAUUACGAGUUGUAUCCUUUUGAAGCUGUGCAGUUAGGUUGGAGUAAAUGUGACUGGUCAGUGGGGGCUGGAAUGAUUAACAUGGGAAAUACCUGUUAUCUCAACUCUACACUACAAGCACUUUUCCACGUUCCCGCUCUUGUCAAUUGGCUCAUUUCUGAUAAGGAACAUACUGCUGAAUGCCAAGAUUCAGGUGGACUGUGCAUAAUUUGUGCAAUGCGGAAGACUCUGCAAGAUUCCCAACAACGUAACACAAACUCAAUCCGUCCUCUUCUCAUCUAUAACAAAUUGCGUUUGGUUUGUCGAAAUCUCAUCCCGGGUCGACAAGAAGAUGCGCACGAAUUUCUUAGAUAUCUUGUAGAAGCAAUGGAAAAAUCUUAUUUAAGUCGCUUUAAAAACCAUUCCGAAUUCGAUUCAAAAGUUAAAGAAACCACACCUCUCAAUCAAAUAUUAGGUGGAUAUUUAAGAUCGGCCGUGAGAUGUUUGAAGUGUGGUCACGUCAGCACCACCUUCCAGCACUUUCAAGAUUUACUAUUAGACAUUAGGAAAGCUCAGACGCUCGAUGAAGCACUGGAAGGUUACUUCUCUAGGGAAAAAUUGGACGAUGACUCGUAUCAUUGUCAGUCUUGUCAGAAAAAAGUACCUGCAACAAAACAGUUCUCCCUUGAAAGAGCCCCUAUGGUUCUUUGUAUACAGCUUAAACGGUUUUCUGUUAGCAAUAAUAAAAUAACUAAACAUAUACAUUUUCGACAAAGACUGGAUUUAACAAGGUAUGCCCGACAUCGUCCCAGUGUUCCACUGAUCUAUAGACUUGUUGCCUUAGUCACACAUAUGGGACCUACUGUUAAUUGUGGCCACUACACUGCAGUUGCCCAAGCGCCGUCUGGUAAUUUUUACCAGUUUGACGAUAGUAUGGUGCGGGUGAUAUCUCACCAAGCUGUGUUCAAUACAAACGCAUACAUAAUGUUGUACGAAUUAGAAUCAUCUCCAUUUACCAAAUCAAAUAACGGAACAAACAACAAAAUAAAACCUCCACUUUCUUCCGAAGCAAACACUAGUAACAACACAUCAAAAGCUUCAUUGAACGGUAUCGGUUUUACGAGCGACAAAGUCUACGGUCCUGAAUUACCCCCCGACCGAUUAGAUAAGAAAAUCAACGGGGUGAACCCCACGCUGGUCACAAACGGUAACGGCAGCCACCCGGAGAAUUCAGGAAUAAGCGAUAGCGAACCGGAAAAUCCACAAGACAAAAAAAAUCAACAAAAAGAAAACAAACCUGUGGUGACACCUCCUCUUCCUCCGAAAAAAGCAACGUCUGGUGUACAUAACGAGGAAAACACCAAAUCACCGUUAUCGCAAAAGAAUCGGACAAUGUCGUCACGGAAUAUUAAUAGUACAAGACCGAUUAGUUCGACGAAUCCGGAAACGGCGAAAAAGAAAGGGUUGUUUCAGCCGGUUACGACCAAAUUGGUUCCUUAUGAAAUGGACGAUUCGAGUUGUUCAGAUGAGUCAAAUCAGUCGCCACACGAUGCAGAGUAUAGAGUUUCGACGAAAGCGGCGGUGGGUGAUUGGAAGGUCACCUCGACUGAACCAACGACACAGGGCAAAAGUUGGGGAGAGAAAAAACAAGAUGGGACUGUUAGCGAAUUAUUCAAAAUGUCACAUAGUGGGUACUCGGCCCCGGUUUCUUCGUGGAACGGGACGAGGUCUCAUUUAGAAAAGGAAAUUAGCAAUGAGAGGAGAGAAGACAGGAAAAGAGCUUUGAGUGAUAAUUCGGAUCAAGGCAAAGUGAAACAUCCAAAAUUGAACAAUUCCUACAAGUCUAAUCCAGGAUACAAUCCUGUACAAGAAUUUCAUAACACUAAGAAUUGGAGUCAAAAUAACUCCUUUUAUUCGGGCAACCGGCAUCGGCGUAAUUUCCACCACAAAAGCUUUCAUAAAAAUUACCGCUUUAGGCAGUGAUUAAUUUUAAGGUUGAAUAUUUUUACAUAGGCAAUUGGACUUGUAUAAUUGUGCAUAAUAAUGUCACCAUUGUUUAGUAUAACUGAAUUUGUGAAUUCUUUAUAAUGUAAGUAUUUAUAUUUUUAAACAAACCAAUAAUUCCUAAUCUUGAUUGAAAAAAACCGAUGUAAUUAAAGUAGUGAUAGCAUAAUUAAUUAACAAUGAAAACUUUUAGGAAGUGGUAUUUGUUAUAUUUUUUGAGCUUAAUGUUCACAGUGCAUUUAAAAUACUGUAUUUUUUUUCUAUAUUUUUUUCUUAUUUGUACAAAAACUUAUUUACCAUUAAGCAUAAAGAUAUUAAACUUUUACCAUAAUUUACUUUAAUGUAAUGUUUCUUUAUUAAUUGCAAAUCUUGAAUUACGUUUGUUGAUUUAAACAUUUUAAUGCAACUUUAAAAUUUUAAACAAUGGUAAUAGUCAAACCUACACUAUGUGUACUCAUGUUGUAGUAAAUGCAACCAUGUAUCUGUUCUAGAACAAAACCUUGAAAAUAAAUUUUUUAUAUUA
This is a messenger RNA of Tribolium madens (black flour beetle), 3163 nucleotides long. It is a transcript of the gene scny, whose product is annotated as ubiquitin carboxyl-terminal hydrolase 36. Lineage: Eukaryota; Metazoa; Arthropoda; Insecta; Coleoptera; Tenebrionidae. Gene Ontology annotation, molecular function: cysteine-type deubiquitinase activity; cysteine-type endopeptidase activity. The transcript has 6 exons. The record is from RefSeq and is a predicted model, not a curated record. Gene Ontology annotation, biological process: regulation of apoptotic process; protein deubiquitination. Bases 394 to 2619 code for a protein of 741 amino acids. Gene Ontology annotation, cellular component: cytosol; nucleus.